Pipistrellus nathusii (Nathusius's pipistrelle) is the source of this 2031-nucleotide messenger RNA. The record is from the annotation of a GenBank genome assembly. Lineage: Eukaryota; Metazoa; Chordata; Mammalia; Chiroptera; Vespertilionidae.
AUGAGACGCUGCCCGUGCCGGGGGGGUGUGAACGAGGCAGAGCCCGGGGCGCUGCCGGCAGCGGGGGCCCGCAUGGGGCUGGAGGCGCCGCGAGGGGGGCGGCGGCGGCAGCCCGGGCAGCAGCGCCCGGGGCCCGGCGCCGGGGGCCCGGCGGGGCGGCCGGAGGGGGGCGGGCCCCGGGCCGGGGCCACGGGGUCCUGCCUCCACUCUGAAUGCGAGAAGGCCAGCCUGGGGCCUGAACCGGGCACAGACAGACAGACCGAGCCUGAAGCAGCCGGGCUCGGAGCGGAGACAGAGCGGCCCAGUCAGAAGACGGAGCCAGACCGGUCCAGCCUGCGGACACAUCCAGAGAGGAGCAGCCACUGGUCAGAGCCGGACACCCCCGGCCCCUGCACGGAGGAGACUGGCACAGAUGGAUUUUGUUCGGACCCACGCAGGCCUGGCCUCCAGGCUCGGCCACAGAGGGCCAGGCUCUGGACACAUCCAAGCGUUGAUGUGGCCUGGACAGAGUCAGAGAUCCAUGGGUCACAGACCCAGCCAGAGAGGUCCAAGCCCUGGACGGACCACCCCUGGACCCGCCAGGAGAGCUCUAGCCUUCAGACUCAGCUGGAGGGGGCCUGGCAGAAACUGUACCCCGAUGGCUCCGGGACACAACAGGAUCCCGAAGGCCCCUGGACAUCGUCUCACACUGGUGGCUCCCAGAUACAACAGGACACUGAAACAACCUGGAGACAGGUUGACACUGAUGGUUUUCCAACACCACAAGCUACUGAUGGCUUCCGGACACAGCCUGGCACUGAUGGUGCGCAGACACAAGAUACUCAAGGACCCCAGACAGAGCCCGGGACACACUACUCUUUGGGGGAACCCAACCAAGAUGGCCCAUUAGCGGAACCAGAACCUGGACAUUUGGUGACUCACCUGUACUCUCACCUGGGGUAUAACUCCCUGACCCCUGUGCCCCGCCUCAUCAUCACUCCUGAAACCCCUGAGCCUGAGGCUCAGCCAGUGGGACUCCUCUCCCGGGCUGAAGUGGGCAGUGGAGGCUUCUCCUCCGCCUCCUCUUUCGACGAGUCUGAGGAUGACGUGAUGGCCGGGGGUGGAGGUGCCAGCGACCCUGAGGACAGGUCUGGGAACAAAACCUGGAAGAAACUGAAGACAGUUCUGAAGUAUUCGCCCUUCGUCGUCUCCUUCCGAAAACACUACCCUUGGGUCCAGCUGUCGGGACAUGCUGGGAACUUCCAGGCAGGAGAGGAUGGCCGGAUUCUAAAGCGUUUCUGUCAGUGUGAGCAGCGCAGCCUGGAGCAGCUGAUGAACGACCCCUUGCGGCCUUUUGUGCCAACAUACUAUGGUGUGGUGCAAAGGGAUGAUCAGGCCUUCAACCAGAUGGAAGAUCUCUUGGCGGACUUCGAGGGCCCCUCCAUCAUGGAUUGCAAGAUGGGCAGCAGGACCUACCUGGAGGAGGAGCUGGUGAAGGCUCGGGAACGGCCCCGGCCCCGCAAGGACAUGUAUGAGAAGAUGGUGGCUGUGGACCCCAGGGCCCCCACCCCUGAGGAGCAUGCCCAGGGUGCCGUCACCAAGCCUCGCUACAUGCAGUGGAGGGAGACUGUGAGCUCAACCUCCACCCUGGGCUUUCGCAUUGAGGGCAUCAAGAAAGCCGAUGGGACCUGCAACACCAACUUCAAGAAGACACAGAAGCUAGAGCAAGUGACAAAGGUGUUGGAGGACUUUGUGGAUGGGAACCUUGGAAUCCUGAGAAAGUACGUGGCACGCCUAGAAGAACUCCGAGAAGCUCUGGAGAACUCCCCCUUCUUCAAGACCCAUGAGGUGGUGGGCAGCUCCCUUCUCUUUGUGCAUGACCACACUGGCCUGGCAAAGGUUUGGAUGAUCGACUUUGGCAAGACAGUGGCUCUGCCUGACCAUCAGACACUCAGCCACCGGCUGCCCUGGGCUGAGGGUAAUCGUGAGGACGGCUACCUCUGGGGCCUGGACAACAUGAUUCUCCUUCUUCAGGGGCUGGCCCAGAGCUGA